AUCCGACCGGCAGCAGAGUGGAUGCUAACUCAGUCCGGUCAGCUGGCUUGUGCACAAUUACGUACGACUAGACAGUGAAAGGUAAACCGUCCAGGCAGGAUCGAUAUAUUCUCAUGUGUUUUGCAAUACCAGAAGGACACUUAUUCUACUAUCCUUUGUGAAUGCGGAUAUCCAUCUGUAAAGUCUGCAGAAAGUGAUGAGUCGUGCGGAACCAAGGAACAUGGUCGUCGCGUAAACUUUUCUCCGUAGUUUGUAUCCAAAUCCUCUAUCAAAAAUGCAGAUCGUGUUGUUCAGUGCCGUGUUCCUUUAUCUCAGUGAAUAUGCCAGUACAGAGCCGAAAGCCAAGUGCCCAACACGGUGCGAUGUGAGUACUUGUCCGAGCCCCAGUUGCCCCAGUGGCUACGUGCCAGACCACUGCAACUGCUGCCUGGUUUGCGCUCAGGGAGAAGGAGAGCCAUGCGGCCGUAAGGACGACCUGCCGUGCGGUGACGGACUGGAGUGCAAACACCCGGCGGGCAAGCGGCUCUCCAAGGGCUUCUGUCAGUGCAGAUUCAGCAGCGAAGUGUGCGGCAGCGACGGGAAGACGUACGGUAACGUGUGCCAGCUGAAGGCGACCAGCAGGAAGGCUCUGCAGCAGGGACUGCCAGGCAUCACGCAGACCCAAAAGGGACCAUGUGAGACCAGCGCAGGUCCUUCACAUGCUGCCAGUCCUCGUUACAAGUUCAACUUCAUAGCUGACGUGGUGGAGAAAAUUGCUCCCGCUGUGGUUCACAUCGAGCUCUUCCUCAGACAUCCACUCUUUGGUCGCAACAUCCCUCUGUCCAGUGGAUCCGGGUUUGUGAUGUCAGAGAAUGGACUGAUUGUUACCAAUGCCCAUGUCGUGUCCAGCACCACACCAGUGUCAGGUCAACAGCAUCUCAAGGUCCAGAUGCAUAAUGGUGACAUAUAUGAAGCCAGCAUCAAAGACAUUGACAAAAAGUCAGACAUUGCCACCAUCAAAAUCAAUCCUCAGGUAAAGCUGUCUGUGUUGUUUCUGGGCCACAGUGCAGACCUGAGACCCGGGGAGUUUGUGGUUGCGAUUGGCAGCCCUUUUGCCCUCCAGAACACUGUCACCACUGGUAUCGUCAGCACUGCUCAGAGAGAUGGAAAGGAGCUGGGCCUCAGGGACUCAGACAUGGAUUACAUCCAGACGGACGCUAUCAUCAAUUAUGGGAAUUCUGGAGGACCUCUUGUCAAUUUGGAUGGGGAGGUGAUUGGCAUCAACACCCUGAAAGUUGCGGCGGGAAUCUCGUUUGCCAUCCCCUCAGACAGGAUCACUCGCUUCCUCAACGAUUCGCUCGACAAGCACAACAAAGAUGUGAGAUCAGUAAAGAAGCGUUUCAUUGGAAUCAGAAUGUUGACCAUCACACCAGCGUUAAUUGAAGAGCUCAAACAACAAAACCCAGACUUCCCCAAUGUUACCACUGGGAUUUAUGUCCAUGAGGUUGUUCCACACUCUCCGGCACAGAAAGGUGGUAUCAAAGACGGUGACAUUAUUGUGAAACUAAACGGCAGACCGCUGAUGACCACAGCUGACCUGCAAGGAGCACUGCAGGAGGAGACAGCCCUGCUGCUGGAAGUCAGGAGGGACAAUGACGACCUACUCUUUAACAUCGAACCUGAUGUUAUUAUGCAGUAGAUGUUGGAAGCACAGCUCUCAUGCAGAGUUAUAACAAUAUCUCAGGCCAUUUCUAUUUUUAUUUUUCUGAAAGAACAUGGCAAAAACUCUGCACCAGUGAAGCAGUAUUGAUGUUUGGUGCAACAUCUUCUGAUACUAACUUCUAAAACCUGGCUGUUAACUUGAUUGUGCCAAAGUGAAAGGAGACCACAAAUGACAUGGUGCAAGGAAUUCAAGGAUUUACAGCUAUGCCAUCCACCUGCUCAAACCAACUCAACAUUGGAACAGGUGCACACAUGUACACCCUACUGAACUGCAUAAAUCCGCACCCCUUCAAUGUAUACUAAAAAUACUUGAUUAUUUCACUUUGAUUAUAUAUUUUUCAACAAGUAGACACAUUUAUUGUAAGUACCUCAAAAUAUUGUGAGCAAUAAUGCCUGCUAGACAGCAUCCUAUGAUGUACAUCCUGAAAAUUAUGAGACAAAAGCAAAGUUGAUGAGAGCACAAUUCAUACAUUACCCGUAACAUUAAAAAACAAAGCUGAUGAUGGCAUACAGACAGUUGAAUUGAACAAUUUGCUCUUAAGCAAACACCUAUGAAAUUCUUUGUCUUGAAUCAACAGUCUGGCAUCAUGCCAAGACCUUCACCUGCUACACCACUGCAAUGGACAUGAUUCUUAGCUCCACCCUGCUGGUCCCACAAGGCAGCAUCCACAUGUCCACCCUUUGAUCUGAGCCUUGGGCCAAGUCAUAAUUCUCUAUCAUGCCACUAGCUUGUAAUCUGCCCUUUCAGGCCAACCAUAAGGUUUUUUUUUGGUGAAAAGGCAUUCAAAAUAAAGUAGUCACAUAUUACAUUCUGCACUUAAACCCUCAUCUUUGGUCUUGUGCUUUGGGUAGUGAUUGGAAAAGAUGAGAUUAUAGGUAUAAGAAGCCAGCAUUAGUUCCCUUCAUAAGGGCAGGGUGAAGAGUUCAAAAUCCAGAAAACGAUUGGAGAAGGAGCAGUUUUAUCAUUCAGUGUUUGUGUUCCCUCCAAGUUAUUGAUGAGUCAGUCAGUGUCAGUAAUAAAACACUUUGCAGGCCGUGGAUUAAAGCCAUCCAGUCAACUUGAGAGAGCAGGACCUGUUUGUGUGUGCACAGCAGCUAAUUUGAAAACAGGGAAGGAAUGAAAAGGUAUGACUUUUAAAGUGCAAGGCAAUUGCCAACCCUUCAGCUAUAAGUACAUAAUAUCUUUCACAGCCAACCCCCCAUGCAGCACCCUGUUACACAUCUGUGUAUUAUGAGCACCUCAGGACACAAAAUCCUACAGACAAGGGUCAGCACAUUUGACGUGGCUUGUGUCUUGCACAGUGGACUACAUGCAUGCCAUUUUUCAAUGAAAAUGUGUUGUUUUACUUGAAGUUUUGUCACUAUUGGUAUUCAGUUAAGUCAUGGUCAAUUAGUGUGUUCAGGGCCUUGAGUCUGUCCAAGACACAUCUAGUGAGUGCUGUUUUAAUUCCAUUCAUUUAUAUAACUAGAGGAACCAUUCUUGUGUGCACGAGAAUUCGGAAAAAUAUUGUAACCUACCUAAAAUCUAGUUUUAGGUACAAAUAAAAAUUGCAACCUACCUAAAAUCUAGUUUCCCAUACAUGUGUGGCACAAAAGUCUAAGUCAAUCAUAAAGAAAUGAACUGUGCCCCAUUUCAGAGAUGCUCUCAUUAAAAAUCUACAUUUCUUGACUGAA
Molecule: messenger RNA, 3375 nt
Organism: Stegastes partitus (bicolor damselfish)
Lineage: Eukaryota; Metazoa; Chordata; Actinopteri; Pomacentridae
Gene: htra3b
Product: HtrA serine peptidase 3b
Exons: 10
Coding region: 275-1678 (467 amino acids)
Biological process (GO): proteolysis
Cellular component (GO): extracellular region
Molecular function (GO): serine-type endopeptidase activity; protein binding
Source: RefSeq, a predicted model, not a curated record